Lampris incognitus (smalleye Pacific opah) is the source of this 3104-nucleotide messenger RNA. RefSeq names its product FtsJ RNA 2'-O-methyltransferase 3 (gene ftsj3). Gene Ontology annotation, cellular component: preribosome, large subunit precursor; nucleolus; nucleus. Lineage: Eukaryota; Metazoa; Chordata; Actinopteri; Lampriformes; Lampridae. The transcript has 21 exons. Gene Ontology annotation, biological process: maturation of LSU-rRNA from tricistronic rRNA transcript (SSU-rRNA, 5.8S rRNA, LSU-rRNA); maturation of 5.8S rRNA from tricistronic rRNA transcript (SSU-rRNA, 5.8S rRNA, LSU-rRNA); rRNA methylation. Gene Ontology annotation, molecular function: rRNA (uridine-2'-O-ribose)-methyltransferase activity; rRNA (guanine) methyltransferase activity. The record is from RefSeq and is a predicted model, not a curated record. Bases 79 to 2613 code for a protein of 844 amino acids.
GACACCACACGUGUCUUGUUUUCGGUCCCGUUGUAACAUUUGUUUUUGUAAUUCACGUGUAGCGCUUCAAAAACAGACAUGGGGAAGAAACUCAAAGUCGGAAAGGCCAGAAAAGAUAAAUUUUACCACUUAGCGAAAGAAACUGGUUAUCGUUCUCGUUCCUCCUUCAAGCUUAUUCAACUCAAUCGCAAAUUCCAGUUCUUGCAGAAAGCCAGGGCUCUAGUAGACUUGUGUGCAGCUCCAGGUGGAUGGUUGCAAGUGGCAUCCAAGUUUAUGCCUGUCUCAAGUUUGAUUAUUGGUGUUGACCUGGUACCUAUUAAGCCAAUCCCCAGUGUUGUGACCCUGCAGGAAGACAUUACCACCGAGAAAUGCAGACAGUCUCUUCGAAAAGAACUGCAGACCUGGAAGGUGGACGUUGUCCUAAAUGAUGGAGCUCCUAAUGUGGGCGCUAACUGGCAGCACGAUGCCUUCUCACAAGCCCACCUGACCCUCAUGGCGCUGAAGCUGGCCUGUGAGUUUCUGGCCAAAGGUGGCUCUUUUGUAACCAAGGUGUUCCGCUCCAAAGACUACCAGCCCCUCAUGUGGAUCUUCCAGCAGUUCUUCAAGAAGGUGCAGGCCACCAAGCCACAGGCCUCCAGGAAUGAGUCUGCCGAGAUCUUCGUCAUUUGUCAGGGUUUCCUUGCCCCGGACAAAAUUGAUGCCAAGUUCUUCGACGCCAAACAUGCAUUCAAAGAGGUCGAGGUUCAGGCCAAGACUGUGAAGGAGCUAAUCCCUGUCAAGAAGCCCAAGGCGGAGGGAUACACAGAUGGUGACCUGACGCUGUACCACUCCUUCACAGUGACCACCUUUCUUAAAGCGGAAAACCCUGUGGAUUUCCUGGGCAAAGCCAGUGAGAUUACCUUUGACAACCCAGACCUGGAGUCCCACCAGGCCUCCACCAAUGAGAUCAAGGAGUGUUGUCGUGACAUCAAGGUCCUGGGCCGCAAGGAACUCCGUCUGUUGCUGAAUUGGAGGUCCAAGCUGAGAAGAUACCUGGCCAAGAAACUAAAGGAGGAAGCCAAACCGCUCAGCCAAGAGAUUUGCCUGAGUUCUGAAGAGGAAGAGAGUGAUUCAGAGAAGCCAGCACAGAAGAAAAAGGCUGAGGAAGAGGAGGAGGAUGACGAAGAAAAGGAGAUGGAGAAGAAACUGGCGGAGCUGAAAUCUGAAGAGGUGGCUGAGCUCAAACGGAAGAAGAGGAAGCUGUUGAAGGAGAGGAGGAAGCAGAGAGAGAGGGUGGAGCUUAAGAUGGACCUGCCAGGUGUCUCCAUCGCUGACACCAAUGACUCUUCCAUGUUUUCCCUCAGCACCAUCAACAAAACCAGGGCACUGGGCGAGAUCUCCAAAGGAGACAUGAGGGGAGCAGAUGCCCUGGCGGAGGGAGAGGAGGACUUCCAUGUGUCCGAGGGGGAGGAUGACGAAGACGACAAGAUGUCGCUGGCCUCUGAACUGGACGAUGAAGAUCUGGAGGAGGUGGAGCAGAGAGAGAAUGAGCUGGAGAAGAAGGCAGCAUCAAAGAAGAAGGUGACCUUCACUGAGGAAGAGGAGGAAGAAGGGGAGGAGGGCGGCUUACUGGUGGAGCUUGAGGGAAAGGAUGUGAAGAAAGAGCAAGAGACGAACCUGUGGUUCAGCAAGGGUAUUUUCUCUGAGAUUGGCCUGGAAGUAGAUGUGGCGAGCGAACUCAAACAGAGCCAGAUACUACAGAAGAGGCAAAAAGAAGGUAAUGGCAAGAAGAGGAAAGCUGAUGAGGAGAUGCAACCAACCCAACCGAAGGAGGAGGCGGGACCUUCACAGGAAGCAAAGGCAGAGAGUGACAGCGACUCAGACCAUGACAGCAGCGAUGAUGAAAAGGAGAUUGCCACGAUGAAGGGUACCAAGGGGCCCGUCGGGGUCUCAGGAGAGACAGAUGAACAAGAUUUCCAGGUGGUUCCUGUAGAGAGCACCAGUAAACGUGCCAGGAUCCUGAAUCCAGAAGGCUUGGCUUUGGGCAGUCAGAUUGCAACGUCAAAGAAAAGAGCUCGAGACCUGGUGGAUGGCUCCUUUCACAGGUUUGCCAACUCCGAAGACUUCUGGGAUUUGCCCGAGUGGUUCGUGAACGACGAGCAGAAGCACCGCAUGAAGCCAGUGCCGGUGACCAAGGAAAUGGUGGAGGAGUUCAAGGAGAAGUGGAAGGAGAUCAACGCCCGGCCCAUCAAACGGGUGGCCGAGGCAAAAGCCAGGAAGAAGAGGAGGAUGCUGAAGAAGAUGGAGCAGGCAAAGAAGAAGGCAGAGGCUGUGGUCAACACAGUGGACAUCUCAGAGAGGGAGAAAAUGGCCCAGUUAAAGAGCAUCUACAAGAAAGCCGGCGUGGGGAAGGAGAAGAGAGAAGUGACCUACGUUGUCUCCAAAAAGGGCACCGGGAAGAAGGUGCGACGGCCUGCUGGCGUUAAAGGAGUCUUUAAGGUGGUGGACAGCCGUAUGAAGAAGGACAUGCGUGGCAUGCAGAGGAAAGAACAGCGCGACAGGAAGGGAAAAGGAAAAGGCGGCAAUAAGGGUGGGAAAGGACGGCCGAUGAAGGGCGGGAAAGGGCGCAAAUGAAAAUGAACGCCCGCCCCAACUCCAGUCCUGUUUUUCUGGCUGACCAAUAAACGUCACCUGUCAGUUUGGUCAGGGAGCCAAGAUGGCUGCCACACCUUUAGCUCCUGUGUCAUGGGUGGAGGCCAAUAUGAACUGCGCUCAUCUAUAUAAAUGGCCUUUACAAACUAUCUCUGGCGAAUGUGUCUUUAACGUAAGGUGUGUUCUUGGGAUCCUGAUUCUCUGUAUGUCUUUAUCAAGAUGAAUUUGCCUUUACCUCCAUUCUUGAGUGCAGCUAGGUUAGUCAAUAACUUAAACUGCUGAAUAAGGUGAGUUUUGCACGACAAAUUAAAUUUCUACAAUAUAUUAAAAUUGUGCAAAUUCAUGUACUGACUAGGAAGUCUUAUAAAUAUAAAACAAGUAAUCUUUUACAAUAAAUGUCUGCUGAAAUAUGUGGUGUGAGUCAUUAAAACAUGCACAUUAUUCUGCACCUUUUCCCAGACAAUUAAAAUUCA